AGUGUACUAAAUUGAAGUGAAUUAUGCAAUAAUUUAAAGAAAACCAUCAUUUUGUUUUUAAAUAAUCAACACUAUCUUAUCAAACAACAAAAAGUUGUCAUCCUAGUCAACUUAUGACAAAACAAAUCAACUAUCAGAUAAAACGUCCAGACAACAUUAGAAGAAAACAAGAACAAGUUCAAAAUGCUACAAUUUAUAUCAUAAAACAAUAUGGACCAACAUUUUAUUUAUUACAGGAUGAUACAGAAGAAAAGUAUAAAGUACACUUGGGUGAUGUACAUACAUGCUCUUGUAAUGAUUUUAUGAAAUCAAAUGAAUUAUGCAUUCAUUUAUGCUGGUUGUUGAUGAAACGAUUCAAGGUAGAUCCAAAUAAUCCAGUAUCAUGGCAAACAGGUUUAGUUGAACGUGAAAUAUCAGCUCUACUCGAUGGUCAGUAUUCAGUCAAUAAGACUCCAUCGAAAUCAUUGGCUAAAUGUUCAAAUGAUAGUGAAAAUAAAGAUGAAGAGUUUAAAGGAAAUAAUCAACGUAGAAUUGAAGCUGAUGAUAUUUGUCCAAUUUGUCAAGAUAAUCUUCUUUGUCAAAAACGUUAUCCAGUAACAUUUUGUCGUAGAAGUUGUGGAAAUAGUGUGCAUAUAAAAUGUAUGAAGGUGUGGACAGAUCAUCAAAGAAAACAAAAUUCUUUAGGGAUAAUGGAUAGUGUAACAUGUCCUAUGUGUCGGGAAGAAUUUGCACCGCUUAGCAUUCUUAUACGUGAAUUCACGGAGAAUUUACGCACUGACAAUAAAAGCAGUAGUAAACUGCCACAUACUACUAAUACUAGUAAUAUGUGUACUAUGAUAGUCAAAAGUCAAUCAACAGAAAAACAGAAUACAGUAAAUGUUGACAAAAUCCCUGUGAAACAUUCGAAUACACGAUGUUUAGCUUGUCUACGUUCACCAAUAUUAGGCAAUCUAUAUCGAUGUGAAGUAUGCUAUGAGUUAUCAGAAGGCGGAAGUUUAAAUCCAUUUUUAUGUGCAGCCUGUUUUCGUUCUGAUAAACACAAUGAACAUAAUCGGUAUGUAUAUAAAGAGAUACCGAAUAGUAAAUGGCUUGAGGUACCAAGUAAUCGAGGGGCAAUUGAAAAUCUCAAUGUACGCUUGACUAAUAAAACGGAAGAAAAUUGUGACAAUUUCAGCCAAUAUUCUCAUGAUCAAAGGGAACUUUCCAAUCAAUCCUUAUUCCAAGAAGGUAUUGAACCUUUACAGUUAGCUGAACUGGCACAAAUCCAUCAGUGGACUAUUCGAAUUCCUAGAGAUCGAGGCGAUAUAAAAAUAAGAAAAAAGUCUGAAGGAGAAAUUGAAACAGAAGGCGAAAAUAAAGUUAAAAGUCCAAGAAGAAAGUCAUCAAUCUAUUCUGAAUUACUUAUUGGAAGAUCAGGAAACAAAUAUUCUACAGGAUUAUUAUCACCAGGACGUCAAUGCUUGAUUUGUUUAAUGGCAUUUCAAGUGAAUGAUCGAGUCAGACGACUUCCAGCCUGUCAGCAUAUUUUUCAUUCAGCGUGUAUAGAUCCAUGGUUACUACAUAAAUCAUCUAUCUGUCCAAUUGAUCGGGUACUUGUUCAGCCAAGAAGAAGAAAAGUAAACGAGAAAUCAAUAAAUUGUCAUGAAUCAAAGUUAUCCAUACUGAAUAACAACUUGAAUGAAUUAAAAAUCUGUGCUAAACAAAUCGAAAGUAGACCUGAUGUUAAAACAAAGUUGGUAGAUAAAAAAGGCGUAAAUAUGAAAGCUUUUUCUGCAAGAGAGACAACACUUUCAAAUAGAGUUAAUCCAUCCGUGAUGCUCAAUAUAGUUGGACAACAUAUGUUUACAGAAUAUUCAAGAAAGUUGUGACUCAAAAGUUCUUGUAAAUCAGUAACCAUACCAAUGAAAUAAAAAUUACAGAAAAAUAUCACUUCAUGAACUCAUAACCCGAG
This is a messenger RNA of Trichobilharzia szidati, 1951 nucleotides long. NCBI's taxonomy places the organism in Eukaryota, Metazoa, Platyhelminthes, Trematoda, Strigeidida, Schistosomatidae. The record is from the annotation of a GenBank genome assembly.